Eimeria mitis is the source of this 1527-nucleotide messenger RNA. RefSeq lists its product as uncharacterized. The record is from RefSeq and is a predicted model, not a curated record. The transcript has 5 exons. Bases 1 to 1527 code for a protein of 508 amino acids. Lineage: Eukaryota; Apicomplexa; Conoidasida; Eucoccidiorida; Eimeriidae.
AUGGCCAGCAGCAGCACAAGCGACAGCAGCAGCAGCAGCAGCAGCAGCAGCAGCAGCAGCAGGGAAAGAAGAAGAAGCGAGCUGAGGCACCGGGCGUUGAAUCGAUUUGCUUCGGGCUCGCGGCGCUCGGGGUGUCUUUCUGAGGAUGACUAUGGGAUGUCUAGGGCGCGCAAGGCAGCAGCAGCAGCAGCAGCAGCAGGAGCUGCUGCUGCUGCUGCUGCUGCUGCUGGCUCUCCUGUGCUGCAGCGAGACGUGGCUGGGGAUGAGACAGACACAGAAGACAACGGCGGCGUUGUCGAGCGUUUCAGUAUCGGCAGCAGCAACAGCAGAAAGCAGCAGCACCAGCAGCAGCAGCAGCAGCAUGGCGUCGCUUUGCGUCGAGUUGCUUCAAGUCCAACGGUGUCUUGCAGCGGCAGAGAGCAUGCAGACCAGCAGCAGCAGCAGCAGCAGCAGCAGCAGCGCCGGCGUCGUCCUCUGAGUUGUCUAGAUGGCAACAGGGGCGUUGUCGAGCGUUUCAGUAUCGGCAGCAGCAACAGCAGAAAGCAGCAGCAGCAGCAGCAGCAGCAGCAGCAGCAGCAGCAUGGCGUCGCUUUGCGUCGAGUUGCUUCAAGUCCAACAGUGUCUUGCAGCGGCAGAGAGCAUGGAGACCAGCAGCAGCAGCAGCAGCAGCAGCAGCAGCAGCAGCGCCGGCGUCGUCCUCUGAGUUGUCUAGAUGGCAACAGGAGAGAUAUCUUCGGUGCCAUGAGGCUGCCUCCUCUGCUGCGCUGCAGCGGGGGGCCCCCCCAGGCCUCGUUGAGUGAUGUCGAGGGGCUGCUGCCGCAGCAGCACUUUCUGUCGCUGAGAGGGGGCCUGCUGCAGCGGCGGAGUUUCACUGCGGAGACACCAGAGACGAGUUGCUGCGGGCGUGCUGUGUCUUCUGGUGGCAGCAGAGAGGGAUCUGCUGCUGCUGCAGCAGCAGCAGCAGCAGCAGCAACAGCAGCAGCAGCAAAGACACGCAUCAGGUGUCUCCUUCCUCUUAGAAAAAGAAGAGACAGCUGCAGCGACUGCAGCACGAGGUCAGCUCAGAGAAUAGAAGCAGCACUAGGACGGGGAGACGCAGCAGACGGGGCGUGGAGGCUGAGAAGGAGAAGAAGAGCAGCAGCAGCAGCAGCAGCAGCUGCUGCUGCUGCUGCUGCUGCUAGCGGGAGUGGUCACAGCUGGGCAAAGAAACUCAAGGGAGAGGAAACAGGCGGAGACAACGAGGCUGCCGGCCCAUCAACCCAGCCGCAGCAGCAGCAGCAAGAGAACCAGCAGCAGCAGCAGCAGCAGCAGCAGCAGCAGCAGCAGCAGCAGCAGCAGCAGCAGCAGCGACAGGCGGAGACAACGAGGCUGCCGGCCCAUCAACACAGCCGCAGCAGCAGCAGCAAGAGAACCACCAGCAGCAGCAGCAGCAGCAGCAGCAGCAGCAGCAGCAGCAGCAGAGGAAAGUGCUGCAGCAGCAAGCCGAUAUGGAGAUGUGCACGGGCCUCACUCUCAGGGCUUGGCUAG